AUGGCGGCGUUGACGUUCUUCAAAAUUUGGAGCCUAAGGGGAAACAAAGGAGUGAUAUACCUUACCCAAGCAGAAAAUAUGCUUCUCAACCUUAUAGUCAAAGCGUCCGAAAAGUUUAAUAUAAAUGGUGCAAAGCUAGUUCUUCAGAAAGAUGGCACCGACAUUGAUGAUGAUAUAAUUUUGGAACACUUUAAGGAUGAGGUUCUUCUUUUGUUAAAAACAGGACAAUUCUGGGAUGGAGGCUUGGACGGAAUACUUACACUUAACGACAACAGGUCUACUACGACUUCAACUUCUACUGCAAGUACAGCGUCUGUCACUCUUGUUAACGACUAUGAGGAUACUGACUCCAUAAUCGAAGUCCCAGCUAAGGCCCCUCUUGGUGGGGAAGUAAUGGAGUCAUCAGAAGAUUCAACAAUCACUCUUACCAUUGACUGUAAUUCAAAUGUGCUAUGGAAGCUUUUUGAGGUACCAUGGGAAAUAUUACCAAAGAAUAUAUAUGAUGCCUGUGAUAAAGGCAAAGUAAAGGACCAUCAGGCUAAAACGUUUGUUAUUCAAACUGUUGUCCACAAGAUGAGGGAGAUAAAAGAUCAUAUCCCAGCAAGUGCUAUCCACAUAAUUGCACAAAAAAUAAUAGAUAAAUUUCCUGUCAUGUUUAAAGAUAUUGAUGAAGAUGGCAUUGUGAUUGGUGAUGGAUCUCAUACCCUUUUUAGAAAAAUCCAAGACAGGAAUAACUAUUUAAAUAGACAAAAGAAACCUAAAGAUCAAGAAAGUGCAAUAAAAAAUAAAAAGCGUCGGGUAGCUGAAAGAGCAGGAUGCACUUUAUGGAGCCCCAACAUUGAUGAUGAAUAUGAACCCCAGGAGAUGUUAAAUUGCACUGAUCCACAGCUUAAGGAUAAAAUAAACAAGUGUCUUGCCCAGCAGAGAAACUUUAUUUUGGAAGAUCCCAAAGUUGAUGCAACUAAAACGGAGUGGCCAAUUCUAUUAACCAAAGAAGGUACUUUCUGUCACUUUAAAAAACUUACUUCAUCUAAUGCAAAAUCAUUUAUGACAGCAAUAACUGAAAAAUAUGAGAAAUUUAAGAAACUGGCAGUAUUAAGCAAAUACGAAUUGGAUUAA
Molecule: messenger RNA, 1119 nt
Organism: Brassicogethes aeneus
Lineage: Eukaryota; Metazoa; Arthropoda; Insecta; Coleoptera; Nitidulidae
Source: the annotation of a GenBank genome assembly